Molecule: messenger RNA, 2892 nt
Organism: Salvia miltiorrhiza (redroot sage)
Lineage: Eukaryota; Viridiplantae; Streptophyta; Magnoliopsida; Lamiales; Lamiaceae
Product: pentatricopeptide repeat-containing protein At1g79540
Exons: 1
Coding region: 257-2674 (805 amino acids)
Molecular function (GO): protein binding
Source: RefSeq, a predicted model, not a curated record
AAUUUCAAGUGAAAAUAAACCAAUCCAUCCUCUCCCACACAAACACAAAAUCGUUACGAUGUUUUAUUUAAAUUAAUAAAAUCGUCAAAAGUCGUUACUGCAAUGGAUCCACCACUGAAAAUUUGGUAAUUCAGGCUUCAUAACUUCCGCCCACCGCCGCCGCCGCACCUCCGACUGAAAACCCUGCUAAAACCCAGAUCAAACGGUUACCAUAUGUGGUAACGAACAUGAAUAUUCAAUCUUCUCCACCACCAUUAUGCAGAAAUUCCUUCAUUCCCAAAUCUUUCGUGCAAUCAGACCCCAAAACUUCACUGCGAAAUCCAACUUCUCUUCAUUUCCCGACGAUGCCCUCGAAGAUUCCAUCUCCAACAAAGUGCUCGCCCUCAUAAAUUCUGCACGCCCCAUCGAGCCCGCUCUCGCCGAGCUAUCCCCGUCGCUCAAUCGCGAAGUCGUUAUUUCAGUCCUCCAAUCCCAGGCCCAACUGAAGAAGGACCCGGUGAUUGGCUUCCGAUUCUUCAUCUGGGCUUCCGAUACGGCGCGUUUGCGAAGUAGCUUCUCGAAUAAAUUGAUGGUUGACAUACUUUUAAGCGGCGGAAAUGUGAAUUCGUUGGAUUUGUGCUGGAGCGUUCUUGAUGAGUUGAGGAAUGAGAAUAUGAGCAUCUCAGCGAAUGCGUUUGCGGUCUUGAUUUUGGGUUAUUGGAGGCUGGGAAACGCGGAGAAAGCGGUGGAUGCUUUCGGUAGGAUGAAGGAUUAUGAUUGUGAGCCGAAUUUAUUUGCUUGCAAUGUUAUUCUUCAUGUUUUAGUUCAGAAAAAUGUGAUAUUAUUGGCAUUGGCAGUUUAUAACAUGAUGCUUAAGUCGAAUAUUGAUAUGGGGUGCGAUACGUUCAACGUUUUGAUUGAUGGGCUGUGCAAGAAUGAGAUGACUGAGGCUGCCCUCAAUUUGUUUGAUGAAAUGACUAGCAGAGGGAUUCUGCCGAAUAGGAUCACAUACACAGUGGUAAUAUCAGGGUUGUGCAAAACAAAGAGGGUUAGUGAUGCAUAUAAUCUGUUUAAUGAGAUGGUGAAUAGUGGCUGUGAGCCUGAUCCUGCUACGUACAACACUUUGAUUGAUGGUUUCUGUAAGCAAGGCCUGAUAGACGAGGCCUGUGUGCUCUUGAAAUCAUUUCAAGCCGAUGGGUAUGAUGUCGGGAUAAAGGGGUUUAGCUGUCUGAUUCAUGGUUUGGCGAAAGCCAACAGGAUUGGUGAGGCCGAGGAGUUGUUUCAGAGAGUUCUCGAGGUAGGUUUAGAGCCCGACGUUGUCUUGUACACUAUUAUGAUGCACGGAUUGAGUGUUGCUGGAAGGAUGAAAGACGCAGUGAAUCUGUUUAGGGAUAUGCUAGGAAAAGGUGUAGUUCCCGACACUCAAUGUUACAAUGUGUUGAUCAAGGGGUUCUGCGACUUAGGGUUGUUGGAUGAUGCUGAGUCUCUCAAGCUAGAGAUUUCCCAGCACGAUCAGUUCCCUAACACGUGCACUUACACAAUUCUUAUCUGUGGUUUCUGCAGAAACGGUCUGCUGGUAGAGGCUCAGCAGAUUUUUAACGACAUGGAGAAGCUAGGCUGUUCACCUUCUGUUGUGACGUUCAAUGCCCUGAUUGAUGGGUUGUGCAAAGCAGGGAAGCUCGAGGAAGCUCAGCUUGUGCUGUAUAAAAUGGAAGUUGGGAGGAGCCCGUCAUUGUUUCUUCGCCUCUCUCAAGGUGCCGAUCGCAUCCUUGACACUGCGAGCCUGCAGAAGAAGGUUGAAGAUAUGAUGGACUCUGGCUUGAUUUUGAAAGCUUACAAUCUUUUGAAGAAGCUCGCUGAUAGUGGGGUCGUCCCAAAUGUGCAGACAUACAACACUUUAAUCCAUGGCAUGUGCAGGGCCGGGCAUAUCAAUAUUGCCCUUAAGCUCCUGGAGGAGCUCCAGCUCAAGGGUCAUUCCCCCGAUUCUGUGACAUAUGCAACGCUCAUAUAUGCGCUCCAAAGGGUUGACAGAGACAGGGAUGCGUAUAAGCUCUUUGAACAGAUGAAUGCAAAUGGAUGCAAACCUAGUUCGUCCGUGUACAAAACAUUCAUGAGUUGGUCUUGCAGGAAGAGGGAGAUGUCUGUCACCAUUAGUUUCUGGUUAAAGUACUUGAAGAACCGAGCUGGUGUGGAGGACGAAGUAUUACAGUCAGUCGAAGAAUGUUUUGCGAAGGGUGAAUUUGAACAAGCUGUGAGAAACUUACUUGAGAUGGACAUCAAGUUGUCAGAUUUUGAUUCAGCAAUGUAUGACAUUUGGCUGUUCGGACUUUGCCAGGCUAAACGAGCAGAGGAGGCUCAGAAGGCGUUCUACGUUCUUGAGGAGUUCAACGUGCCCGUUUCUGCCCCUUCGUGUGUGCUGUUGAUUCGCGCUCUCUGCUUCAAAAGAGAACUCAAUAAAGCAGUCGAUAUCUUUCUCUACACCCUGCAGAAAGGCUACAGACUGAAGCCACGGCUCUGUAACAAUCUAGUCGAAGCGCUCCUCAAAUCGAAGGAUAAAGUGAUACUUGCUUUGGAGCUUCUUGACAGAAUGAAAUCUGCUGGUUAUGACCUAAACUCUCAUCUUUAUCCAAGAACAAAAUCCCUUUUGCCCCACAUUUAUAGUUUGCUGAAAGUGGAGAAUGCGGCAGCUAGAUAGUCUGUUGUACAAUUUGAAGCUUUUUGUUAGAUUUGGUGAUGUUUCUUCUCUUAGCUUUACAAUUUUUGGUAAUGGAGGCUGACAGAUUUGUUUUGAACGCUGAGAAAACGAUGGGAGCGAUGAUUGGAAAUUCCACAUCCUCGAUUUUGUAGCUUUGUACCUAUACCCUCAUUGUGUUGUAAGAAAUAAGGGCAGAAAUUGUUUUUGACACUUCAAAA